CGCUCUCUCAGGGUCUCCUUGCAGCCUAGGCUCCGCCCCACUCCGGAGAGGCAGGAUGGGGAGUGGAGCGUUGUGGGGAACUAAUCAGAGGAGUUGAUGCUUCUUUCCAACCCCCGGAAAGGCGAAUUUGGGGUGUGAGCACCAAGAACAGGCUUUCCCAGAGGAACUGACUGUGAGGAGGCUCCCUCGCAGAGAUUAGUCCCCACUCGGAGGUUGGGAGUGCUCCUGGCGCGGGGGCGGAGCUGAGCUCCAGAGGUCCGGGCGCGCACAGCUGGAGGGUCACGUGGCACGGCCCUGGUCCCCCUUCCUGCCAACGCUGCAUCUGGCUCGGGCCAGUCCCUGGCGGUCCCUGGGACCCUGCACUGAGUCCCGGAGGCCAGGGCGUCCGGGGCUGCGCCACUUCCGAGGGCCAAGCGCUGCCCGUCCCGGCCGGGAGGAGGAGAAAGACCAGGGGCUCCACCGCCGGUUGUUGGAGCCCCCCGCCCCCGGGCGUGGCCUCCCGCCCCUCGUCUGGGGAGGGCGGGGCUCGCUGCCCGCGGCUGCCGACUGCGACCCUUCCAGGGGAAGGAGGGCACUGGCAGCGCAGAGAUGAGGAGGCUGCGCCUACGCAGGGACGCUUCACUCACACUGCUCCUCGGCGCCUCCCUGGGUCUCCUACUCUAUGCGCAGCGCGACGGCGUGGCCCCGACGACUAGCGCGCCUCAGGCGCCAGGGAGGGCGGCACCGAAGCCCACCCCUAGACUCCGCACUUUCCAGUUACCCGAUUCGGGUGCAGCCCUGCCGGCCUACGAAGGGGACACGCCGGCUCCGCCCACGCCCACGGGACCCUUUGACUUUGCCCGCUAUUUGCGCGCCAAGGACCAGCGACAUUUUCCGCUGCUCAUUAACCAGCCGCACAAGUGCCGUGGCGACGGCGCACCCGGUGGCCGCCCCGACCUUCUCAUUGCUGUCAAGUCGGUGGCAGCGGACUUCGAGCGGCGCCAAGCCGUGCGCCAGACGUGGGGCGCGGAGGGCCGGGUGCAUGGGGCGCUGGUGCGCCGCGUGUUCUUGCUGGGUGUGCCCAGGAGCGUAGGCUCAGACCGGACCGACUCAGGAGAGGUCGGGGGCGCGCGAACCCAUUGGAGUGCCCUGCUGCAGGCCGAGAGUCUUGCAUAUGCGGACAUCCUGCUCUGGGCCUUCGACGACACCUUUUUUAACCUAACGCUCAAGGAGAUCCACUUUCUAGCCUGGGCCUCAGCUUUCUGCCCCAACGUGCGUUUCGUUUUUAAGGGCGACGCCGAUGUGUUCGUGAAUGUAGGGAACCUCCUAGAGUUCCUGGCGCCACGGGAUCCAGCGCAAGACCUGCUUGCUGGUGACGUGAUUGUGCAGGCGCGGCCCAUCCGCACACGGGCCAGCAAGUACUACAUCCCCGAGGCAGUGUACGGCCUGCCCGCCUAUCCUGCCUACGCGGGCGGUGGUGGCUUUGUGCUUUCCGGAGCCACGCUGCACCGGCUAGCUGGCGCCUGCGCGCAGGUCGAGCUCUUCCCCAUCGACGACGUCUUUCUGGGCAUGUGUCUGCAACGCCUGCGACUCACGCCAGAGCCUCAUCCUGCUUUCCGCACCUUUGGCAUCUCCCAGCCUUCAGCCGCACCUCAUCUGAGCACCUUCGAUCCCUGCUUUUACCGCGAGCUGGUGGUAGUGCACGGGCUCUCGGCUGCUGACAUCUGGCUUAUGUGGCGCCUGCUGCACAGGCCACAUGGGCCAGCCUGUGCGCAUCCACAGCCUGUCGCUGCAGGCCCUUUCCAGUGGGACUCCUAGCUCCCCACUAUAGCCCCAAGCUCCUUACUCGGAUCCAGGAUGGAGAGCGAGGAAGCUUGAAGGAGUUUCCCAGGCAGAUCACCAGGGGCCUGUUUCCACAGGAUCCCCACUGGGUUGAAACCUGUGUAAUGGUGACACUUUGAGCUAGCCAAGACUGGGUGGUAGAGAACCAUCUCUUGUCUAACAGGCCUCAGAGAAGCGGACAUGUCUGGUCCUCCUAGUAACACACACGUAUGUUCAGGUAGGAUGGCAGGGACUCAUGGAAUCCCUACCACACUCCUGGGUUUGGAACCCCUAAGGCUGACACGGACACACGCAGGAGGCCCCACAGGGAGAUGAAGGGGCCCCGGCUGCCACAGCCGUCAUGAACCUGGCAGGCACUCUGCCACAGCUCUAUCUGAAAAUAGACAUAGUGCUUCCCACAAUCUCUCCUGAGCCCAGGUGUGGCUGAGCACCAGGGAUGAGCCACAUAAGGGACAAAUGAGUGCACAGUCCUACCUAGUCUUUCCCCAGCUCCUGAACCCACACAACAAUGCCAGUCUCCCACUGGAGGCUGUAUUCCCUCAGAGGAGCCAAGGAAUGUCUUCCCCUGAGACUCCACAACUAUUCAUUUCCCCAUAUUCUUCAACCACUCCCUUGCUCAAAAAACCAAUACCCACACUUAGCUUAGUACAAACAUCCCAGCAACAGCACAUGGCAGGCCAUUGCUGAGGGCAUAGGUGCUUUAUUGGAGAGGGGAUGUGGGCCAGGAGAUGAGGAAGGUUCCCCCAUUCCAGGAGGAUGGGAAGAGUCCUGGCUGCCCCUGACAGUGGGAUAUGCAAGGGGCUCUGCCCAGGCCACAGUCCAGAUGGGAAGACACCAGUCAGUCACAAAGUCAUGGGAGCGCCACACAAGCCUGGCUGUAGGCCCAGGAACCAUAUAGGGGCCUGAGGCAGGUCCCCUGCACAUUCAUGAUUAAACUAUACAGGAUGAGGCUGUACAUGAGUUAAUUACAAAAGAGUCCUAUUUACAAAAAUCUGUACACACAUUUGAAAAACUCACAAAAUUGUCAUCUAUGUAUCACAAGUUGCUAGACCAAAAUAUUAAAAAUGGGAUAAAAUUA
Messenger RNA from Saimiri boliviensis boliviensis (Bolivian squirrel monkey), 2899 nucleotides. The record is from RefSeq and is a predicted model, not a curated record. Lineage: Eukaryota; Metazoa; Chordata; Mammalia; Primates; Cebidae.